Molecule: messenger RNA, 456 nt
Organism: Myotis davidii
Lineage: Eukaryota; Metazoa; Chordata; Mammalia; Chiroptera; Vespertilionidae
Gene: ATP5PD
Product: ATP synthase, H+ transporting, mitochondrial Fo complex subunit D
Exons: 4
Biological process (GO): proton motive force-driven ATP synthesis
Molecular function (GO): proton transmembrane transporter activity
Source: RefSeq, a predicted model, not a curated record
CUUUUGUUUUUCCGUGUGAGCAGGUUGGCUACUCUACCUGAGAAACCACCUGCUAUCGACUGGGCUUACUACAAGGCCAACGUGGCGAAGGCCGGCUUAGUCGAUGACUUUGAGAAGAAGUUUAGUGCCCUGAAGGUUCCCGUGCCAGAGGAUAAGUACAGUGCCCUGGUGGAUGCUGAAGAAAAAGAAGAUGCGAAAAGUUGUGCUGAGUUUGUGUCUCUCUCAAAGACCAGGAUUGAGCAAUACGAGAAAGAGCUGGAGAAGAUACGGAACAUAAUUCCGUUUGACCAGAUGACCAUCGAGGAUUUGAAUGAAGUCUUCCCGGAAACCAAAUUAGACAAAAAGAACUAUCCCUACUGGCCUCACAAGCCAAUUGACAGUUUAUAAACUUAAGUCUGAGAGGAAGCUCUGCUCCUUGUAUUUUAAACUCUGGACAUUAAAAAUAAUCAGAUGGUG